This is a messenger RNA of Oryzias melastigma (Indian medaka), 2414 nucleotides long. RefSeq names its product MPN domain containing (gene mpnd). NCBI's taxonomy places the organism in Eukaryota, Metazoa, Chordata, Actinopteri, Beloniformes, Adrianichthyidae. Gene Ontology annotation, cellular component: BRCA1-A complex; BRISC complex. Bases 582 to 1946 code for a protein of 454 amino acids. The transcript is spliced from 13 exons. Gene Ontology annotation, biological process: double-strand break repair. The record is from RefSeq and is a predicted model, not a curated record. Gene Ontology annotation, molecular function: metallopeptidase activity; polyubiquitin modification-dependent protein binding.
UAAAUGUUUAUCCUGCUCCCAAAGUGUGUUUUGGAUUAAAUUGUAUUAUUAUGUUUAACAUGUUGAAUCAGAUCAUCUGGAUUUCAUAAACUGAUGAACAAAGUCAGAAAUCUGCAGAAGUUGAACUUCCCGUUGGACCCCCCCACGCUGCGGUUAGCAGCCCCCCCUCCCGGUUCACGCGCUUCUCCUCAGAGAGACAGAAGUUGUGGUGGUUGCGGGGCAGAAACCCGCACUUUGACUCCGAACGAGCUCGGGUUCCCGCCGAUCUUCGGUUCUCCAGAGCAGCAACAAUCGUGUUUUUCCGGAUCGGGUUCGUCGUCCUCGCGCCGGGGGGCUCGCGCGGCUGAUGGAGGCGGGCGCGCGGAGGAGCAGGGAGGGGGGCGGAAGGGGAGGGGAGCUGACAUUAAAGCAACACAACAAGGAAACUGGUCCGCGGAGCCGCAGCGCCUCCUUCCCUCCUUCCUCCUUCGGUUUCUCCGCCAAGAGCCGCCGGAGCUGCAGGCGCGCGCGCUCCCACAGCGGCUCCGCGCGCCGGGAAAGAGUGGCCUCGCGCCGAGCUGGAUCCGAACGCUUUCAGAGAAAUGGGCUCCGAGCCGCCAGGCUCCCCUCAGGCGGUGGAGGACGGUGGUGAGGAGGACGAGGAGGAGCUGAGUGGAGGAGAGGAAGGAGACCUGCGGUCCAGCUCCGGCCGCGGCUCCCUGCUGACCAGGAGAGGCAUCACGCUGCGGGUGCUGCUGAAGGACGGGCUGGUGGAGCCGGGCGACGGCGUGCUGGGCAUCCACUACCUCGGGAAGAACUUCGUCGGCGACCUGUUGAACGAUGGGAAAAUCCGCUGGGUGGAAACGGGUCAGAUCUUCAACUCGCCCAGCGCCUGGGCGACCCACUGUAAGCGGCUGGUUAACCCGGCCAAGAAGUCCGGCUGUGGAUGGGCGUCCGUGCGGUACCGGGGGCAGAAGCUGGUCCAGUACAAAACCACCUGGCUGCACAAGUACCAGCCCAGCGCAGACAUGAGCCUGGUGAGUGAGGAAGAUGAUGACGAGGAUGAGGAAGAAGGGAAGACUGCGGUGCCGGCAGACGAGAAGAACAAGAACAUCAAGCCUGGACUGCACGACGUGGUGGUUUCCCGGCGCACCGACAGAGAGAGGAUUCCCGUCAGAUACUGCACCUUAGGCACCAGAGAUGCUGCCAAAGACCCGCACACGUUGGUGGAGUUGUCGGCCUUCUCCGCCAUCAACAGAUUCCAGCCGUUCAACGUGGCCGUCUCCAGUAACGUUCUGCUCCUGAUGGACUUCCACUGUCACCUGACCACCAGUGAGGUGGUGGGAUACCUCGGAGGGAGAUGGGACACUAAUACACAACUUCUGACGGUCCUGAGGGCUUUUCCGUGUCGGACCCGGCUGGGAGACCGGGACGCUGCUUCUGCCGUGGAGGAGGAGAUCUGUCAGAACCUGUUCAUGCGCGGCCUGUCGUUGGUGGGCUGGUACCACAGUCACCCGCGGGGGCCGGCGCUGCCGUCGCUGCAGGACAUCGACUCUCAGAUGGACCAUCAGCUGAGGCUGCAGGGAUCCAACAACGGCUUCCAGCCGUGCCUGGGCAUCAUCUGUGGACCAUAUUACCAUGGAAACCAGGGAGUUGCAUCUACAAUAACCCCGUUCUGGGUGGUGCCCCCGCCUGAGCAACGACCCAACGACUACGGGAUCCCGGUGGCGGUAGAGGUCACCUACGUCCAGGACAACUUCCUCACCAGCGACGUUCUGAACGAGAUGAUGCUGCUGGUGGAAUACUACAGAGCAGCUCCGGACCUGGUCCAGUUCAACCAGUACUGGUGCCCCGACACCACCAUGAUGGACAAGAUCAAGGGAUCCCUGAGCUGCCACGCCCCCAAAGACCAGGCGUACUCCCAGAUCUUGGAGCACGUGUACAGUCAGCUGAGCGGCGUUCACUGAUGCACCUGCAGCGACAGGUGAGCCACGGCGAGGAGCAGCUGGAGGUCAGGCCGUCACGAAGGACCUACUCGGUAGCCUGAAUGUUUCCGUCUGAUCAUCAGGACCUACGUACCUACCUGAGACAGCCUCUGCAGGUGUGCUCAGGUGCCUCAGGUACGGUCGAUGUAACAGCAGUUGUGUAAAUGUUUGAUGUGUGUUCAUGUUUGUGUCCGCUGAGCCGUGCGUUAGGGUUUGGGUUAGAUCCCCGUGUGCACUUAUCUACUGCCCCCCCCAUCAUGUUGGUUCGGAAAACCACCUCUACUGUAUUUAUUAGUGAUUGAAGCUCCGCCUCCCGCCUGCUGAUGAUCCACGAGGCGUUCAAAGACACACUGGAACUAUUUAAACUGUCAUUUGUUUGUUGUUGCAUUAAAGCAUCUGUUUGUCUGUUUGUUCUUUGGUGAAAAAUAAAAAAAAAAACUUCUGCAGAAA